This is a messenger RNA of Oreochromis niloticus (Nile tilapia), 1086 nucleotides long. RefSeq lists its product as uncharacterized. Gene Ontology annotation, molecular function: transmembrane signaling receptor activity. Gene Ontology annotation, cellular component: external side of plasma membrane. The transcript is spliced from 11 exons. Lineage: Eukaryota; Metazoa; Chordata; Actinopteri; Cichliformes; Cichlidae. The record is from RefSeq and is a predicted model, not a curated record. Gene Ontology annotation, biological process: immune response; cell surface receptor signaling pathway. The coding region runs from base 173 to 1015 and encodes 280 amino acids.
AAAGUUUGUCUGGUCUGCAGAUGUUCAUUCAGCAGCGUCUCUCACAGUGAGUCCUGACAGAGUGCAACACUUCACCUCUGACUCUGUCUCACUGACCUGUGAGGGAAACUUCACUGAGUGGAGAGUGAGGAAGUUCUCUGAGGACGGCCGACUGUACUCUGACUGUAGGAGAAUGACUGGAUCCACAUGCAAAAUCUACAGAUCAGAGUCAGAUACUGCAGUGUACUGGUGUGAGUCUGGAUCAGGAGAGUUCAGCAGUGCAGUCAACAUCACUGUACAGAAUGAUGGUAAUGGUCCUAUCCUGGUGAGUCCUGUUCAUCCUGUGACUGAGGGAGCUUCUGUUAGUCUGAGCUGCAGUUUGAGAACACAAAAAAUACUUUCCAAUGUGUUUUUCUAUCACAAUGACAAACUUAUUCAAAAUUAUACCCGAGGGGAGCUGAAGAUCUCUGCAGUGUCAAAGUCUGAUGAAGGUUUCUACAAGUGUCAGUACUCAGGAAGAGAGUCAGCACAGAGCUGGAUGUCAGUUAAAGUAACUGUGUCAGGAGCUGACAGCUCUUCAUCUCCUGUGUGGUUGAUUGUUGGACUGGUUUGUGGAGUCUCUCUCAUUAUUAUUCUCCUGCUCUUGUUGUAUCGCUGCAGACAGUCCAAGUAUUCCUGCUUCACCAGGUGGAUCCAGUCUGAGAGUCACAGUCCGGGCUCCUCCACAAAUCAUGGAGUCAACCAGAAUGAAACUCAUGAAUACAACUCUCUUCAUCCUGGUGCAGAUGAACCCCAAGAUGUCACAUAUGCUCUUAUUGAAAUCGCAAAUGUCAGAAGGAAGGGGAAGCAUCAUAAACCAGAGCAGAGUGCUGUUUACUCUGAGGUGCAGACGGGAGCUGCAGAGGACAGUCUGAUGUAUGCUGAGGUCAAACAGCCCAAAAAAGAAAAAGCCAAGAAAAACAAAGGAAAAUCAAGUCCUGCAGCUGAUGCAGCAGUUUAUUCUGAAGUCACAUCAGGAAGCUCUCUCAGUCAGUGAGGAGAGCUGUAGCAGCAAAGCCAAGAAGAAGCUUUUUAUGAAGCCACUCUUGCUCCUCUGCUCCCCAAAUA